Messenger RNA from Adineta ricciae, 633 nucleotides. The record is from the annotation of a GenBank genome assembly. Lineage: Eukaryota; Metazoa; Rotifera; Eurotatoria; Adinetida; Adinetidae.
AUGAUCGGCGUAGACUUUACUGAGAUCGAUAAAACGACGAGAUAUCAACUUCUUUGCAGCGCUGUUGUUCCUCGACCGAUUGCAUUCAUUAGUACGAUUGAUAGUAGAACAGGCAUAAAAAACCUUGCACCGUUAUCUUUCUUCAAUUGUGUUACUAGUGAACCUCCAACUGUGAUGUUUUCUCUAACUAGGAAACGCGAUGGGAGCAAGAAGGAUACUUUAAUUAACAUCGAAAAUGAAAAGCAUUUUAUUAUAAAUCAUGUGACGAAAGAGCUCUUCCCUCAAGCUUAUGACGCGUCUGCUGAGUUCGCAUCGGACAUUGACGAAUUCGAUGUCGUUGGUUUAACUGCAUUACCUGGCUUCAAGGUGAAUUCUCCAAGAGUGAAAGAAUCACCGAUCCAUUUCGAAUGCGAACUGUAUAACUCAAUGCAGGUGGGUGAUGGAAAUUAUGGUAGUUCAACGAUCAUUGUUGGGAAAGUAGUUUAUAUGCACAUCGAUCAAUCCCUCUAUCAGGAUGGAAUUUUAGACAUGUCAUCGAUUACAACUGUAUCAAGAUUAGGAGGUAUGAGUUAUGGUUAUGCAGAAAAGAAAUUUGAUUGUGACAAAGAGACUUGGAAUGUAACAAACUGGUGA